GAUUAUGAAGAAUAAACCGUCAAAGAUGACAAGUUCCCAACUAAUUUAAUGAUAAAGUAUAAUAUCCAAAAACGAAUUUCAUUUUUAUUUAUCAAUCUGUAUGAAAAUUGUUGAUAUGCGUUGGCAAUUUGGUGGCAAUUUUCAAUCUGUUCGUGUGAUAUGUACGGAAAAUUGGAGAAAAUGUAUAAUGGCAACUUCGAAAUAUUUAUGGUCCGAAAUUGUAACCGAAGUUGUGGAUUAUUUAACAGACGACGUUUUUAUUUGGAAGGUACUAAUGGCUUUAGUAGUUCUUAUAAUUUUAAUACACACUAUGUAUUACAAAAUUCGUUGGGUGGAUGAAAAAUCGAGUAAUAAAGAAAAUUUAAACAAAGUUGGUUUUAAAGUUCAAGAUCUGGAAUUAAAGGUAAACAUAUUAACGUACAAAAUGCAAUAUGGCACGUGGCCAUUGCCCCACUAUAUCUGCAAAUCUGAUGGAAAAAGUGAAUUGCAAAACAUUAGAUUAACAUUAACAAAUUCGGAGGAUAGAAAUUCUUGGAUCAAGCAUUUGUUAUUAAGGUAAGAAUUCUCAUUAAAAAUAACAAAUAAAUUGUCGAAAUUAAAAUUAAAUAAAUUACAAACCGUUUGAAUAUUCAGUUCAAGAAAAAUUAAAGACUACAAUUUAGCCAAUAGAAAUUUAGUACCCUCUGUAACGAAUUUAAGUCGAUUAGUCGAUUUAGAAACAAAAUAUAUAUCUUCAAAAUUUCAAAAUCAAAUCCCAUCAAUCGAAUCUGGGGAUAUGACCGACAAAAGCAGCGGUGACAAUUCACUAAGGUUUAUAAUAAUUUAAUACAAAAAUUUAAAAAAAGAAAAUAAAUUUGUCAAAUAAUUGCAUAAAAAAAUUAAUAUAUUUAUAAAUUUGAUUUUUUUUUGUCAAUAGCGAAUGGGAAAGGUGUAAAAGAUAUUUCAGUUCUAAUAAUAAAAUACAAAUUCCUGAACGAGAAAAUCAAAGUCAUCGAAAUAUAGAAUUUACUACAAUCUCGAAAAACAAUUCGUCAAUACUAAAUAGUAGAACUAAUUCAAAUUUGAACUGUACUUUUCAAGUAUCACAAGUUAAUAAACAAAGAAAAAAACGUUCACGAAAUUUAGACAAUUAUAAUCAAAUUCGAGAAUUAGAUAAAAGUUUAUCCGAGUUUCCAGAAAAUAAUUGUUCAGCAAAACGUUUAUGCAAGAAUAAUCGGGUAAAUUAAAAACUAUACAAUAAUUAUUAAAUC
This is a messenger RNA of Leptopilina boulardi, 1250 nucleotides long. RefSeq lists its product as uncharacterized. NCBI's taxonomy places the organism in Eukaryota, Metazoa, Arthropoda, Insecta, Hymenoptera, Figitidae. The coding region runs from base 101 to 559 and encodes 152 amino acids. The record is from RefSeq and is a predicted model, not a curated record. The transcript is spliced from 3 exons.